UUGCCGGUCACAAUCAAAGUGCCCAUAGGUAAACACUAAUUAGUCAUUUUACACACCUUGAAAUAAUUUCAACCUGUAAACAACACGAUUUUGAGAUAAAUCAUUGUAAUUUGAAAAUUCGAAUCAAAUAUAAUUCACCUCUUUGGAUUUGGGACGGAAUUGAAAAUCAAUAAUUACGUAAAGUUAGUGCAAGACGCAUAAAAGAUAAACUGAUCAAAGAUGUCAAUGUUGUGGAAAGGAAUCCCUGUGCCAGUUUUAGUUGCUAUAAUUCUUCUGAUUGUUGGAGGACUUAUUCACAUAGUAGGUAUAGCUACACCAUACUGGCACUCUAUCAGUAUAACAAACAAUGUGGUGAGAGAUAAACCAUAUGGUCAUCAUGGAUUGUGGGCAGUCUGCACAACACGUGGUCAAGAUGUCAUUGACUGCAAUAGUCAUUCAGAUACUAAAAGUGAGGUUGUGGCAACCCGUGCGCUCGAAGUUCUUGCAUUACUUUUUGGUGCCAUGUGUAUAAUCAUUACUGGGUUGUGGUUUUUCUUGCGAUUGGAGCGUCAUAGGCUUAUUUUGAUGAUAUCUUCUUUGGGGUCAGGGUUUAUAUCUGCUUUAUUUGGGUUCAUAGGAAUAAUCAUAUACGCAGCAGACGUCAAUUCCAACAGUCGUGUCACAGAUGUCACCAGCGUGUAUAAUCAAAAUCUGGACUGGAGUUUUGCUAUGUGUGUGAUAUCAUCUAUCUUAGUUACCGUAGCAACAAUACUUAUUGGUAUUGGUACCAGAAUGGUGAAAUGAUCUAUUAAUAGGUGUUAAGCAAUUAUUUUUUAUCAAGUUUGUUGCAACGCAAAAUGAAGUAUGGGAAAAAUGAUCUUUUCAAACGAUUUGGUAACUCAGAUAGCAUUAUCUAUAUUAAUGUGUUGAAAAGGUUGAAAAAUUUAUUUUUGUGAUUUUAAUGUAUCAAUAGGCAGAAACUUCCAGACUUUAGGUAAAACAGUGAUGUUUAUUAUAUUUUUACUAGUAUUUUAUCAGGAGUUCCUCUGCUUUAUGUAAAUUUCUUCUCAUCCUUGUUCUCAUUUUAUAAAAAUCUAUUUUUAUCUUAAUCUGAAGCCAACAAAUUACUAUCUAUUUGAAAUUUCAUUUUGAUUUUUUCCAUUUCAACACUAUGGUACUGCAAGUAAACCUUGUUGAGAUAAUAUAUCACCAAAAGAAAGCUGGAAUGAUAAUGUUACGAUUUUAAUCAAUUAUAAACAUCAGAAUCGCUAUCAUAAUUGCAGUAGGAUGAAUAUUUAAAGUUUAUUUUUGUUUUGACAUUUUUUAUAACAGUUGCAAAAAUAACAAGCUUCCUAAAUUUUAAGCAGUAUCCUUUGUAAGUCCAGUAGCUGUCAAGAAUUGCUUGUUACUGUCAAAUUUACCACCAGUAAGCAACUUGUGCUAGACCAUGUUGAAUUGAAAUGCUUUAAAACCACUUAUUUGUGCUUUACUUCUGGCAAAUAUAAAAUCUUAACAGGCUUCAUUGAACUGUGUAGAUAGCCACAGUGUAAGAUGAAUCCUUACUAAUGUGUACAAAACAAAUUAAUCAAGAGUAUAUAGUCAGCUUGUUAAAAUGUAAGAAGAUUCAAACACUUCCCUUUCACAAUUUGUCAUUUUGAACAAAUGUUACAUUAGAAUAUUGUUAAUAUUGUUUUUUUACGAAGGCCUAUCCUUGACAAAAUCAAGCGAUAUUUUUGUCUUGCAUUUAAUAUAUGUACAUCAAUUACAUUAACACAUCUAAGAAUUCUUCUGACAUGCUUGAGAUAAACAAUGUAAAAGUGCAAAUGAUGUGGAAACUAAAAUUGUUUUAGUUUUCUAGGAUGGACUUCAGUAUUGAUUGCAAUGUUUUUGAUACUAACUCAAUGAGAGACAUAGUUAGAUAUUCCGUUCUGAUAAUAUUAAUAACAGAUACGUAGAUAGUAAAGAAAAAAAUGUUGUGUUGAUUAUAGACUAAUGACAGCAUUACUUUUUUAAAAACUUUUUUCUAUAGAAAUUAUAUUUUUAUAUACAUUAUAUGUAAGUUAAAUUGUUUCAUGUGAGAAGUUUACUUGUAUAUGUUCAAGUAUAUUUUCCCCCAUUCUUUUGAGAACUGUAAACAUGAAGAUAACUGUAUCAAUAUUGCAAUAGGAGGAAUUUUUUCUCCAAACAAAAGCAAAGACAUUUAUGUGACUGGAAAUAGGUCUAGAAAGAGAAAUUGAUACAUUGUUAUGUCCCCUGUGUGUUUAAGAAAUGAAGUAAACAUUUAGGGCAAUUAUAACUAGGUGCAAUGUUAAGUGUCAUGAGAUUGAAAUACUUGCCAGUAUUGUCCAUCUCAUUUAAAAAAAUAUAUAAUAUUAUAUAAAAAACAUAAAUGCUUGGGUUUUUUCACUUCAUUUAUCUCUUUCCAAAUACAUGUAUAUAGAUAAAUAAAUGAAAAUUUGAACAAUGGUUUAAUUUUUUAGUUUUAAAAAUGUGUCGUCAAAACUCAUACCAUGGACCUUUAGAAUGGCCAUUUACUGAUAUUGUUAUUGCUGGGAAAUAUGGGGAUGUGAAUAUUAAAUUUUCAGUAAUCUAGAACAAAAUGAAAACCCAGUUUAUAAGAUUAUUGUUGAUAUAAAAUUUUAAUGCUUAGCGUUUAUUAUUUCAUAGUACACAGAUAAAUGUGAAUAUGACACGUAAAAAAUGAACAAAAAGAAUUUUUUAUUGAAAAAAGGAUAAAUUUAAAUUAAAUCAGGUGUAGAUUUAAUCAGAUAUUACAUUUUGUAUAUUAAAGGUGAUUUGUGAUAAACAUGUAGGCAAUUCUGUUUUGCUAUUAUUUGUCAGAUCAUGACUGUCAAGUAUUAAUUUCUAUUCAGAUUAUUUUCAUUUUAAAAAAGAAAUUUUUAGAAGCACACCCCAAGUGGCUCUUUUUUGUUUAAACAGCGUUGGAAUAUGACUAACACUAUGAUACUGUAAUCUGAUGCAGAUAUAUAUACAUGUAUUAUAUACAGACAAUAUUGUCAUGACAAAUAUUAUUCUUUCUAUGACAUGAUUUUUAUAGCUACAUUAAUCAGCAUUAACUAAAUUGUUACUCAGAAAAAAGACAUAUGCAACAUAUCAUUAUAUAGAUUAACCCUUACCAUGCUAAAAAUCUUAAAUGGACUUGUCCGUUUUUUAAUCUGGACAAGACCAUUCAUCAUUUUUAGGGAAAAUUUCAAAAUAUGUACUGACUGAAUAACAAACAGUGCUGACCAUGAUGAGACAGCAUGGAAAUACUUUCUGAUCUUGGUCU
Messenger RNA from Ruditapes philippinarum (Manila clam), 3268 nucleotides. RefSeq lists its product as uncharacterized. The record is from RefSeq and is a predicted model, not a curated record. The coding region runs from base 220 to 783 and encodes 187 amino acids. Lineage: Eukaryota; Metazoa; Mollusca; Bivalvia; Venerida; Veneridae. The transcript is spliced from 5 exons. Gene Ontology annotation, cellular component: plasma membrane.